GACCUGCAGUUAAGCGAGAGGCGGCGGGACAACGACGCCCACACAAAGAGUGUCUAAACAGGUCUGUAACAUUUUUUCAUCUUGGAUUAAAGUAGAAGUGAAAAUGCAACAGGCGAGCGAUUCGGGCAACACGUAUGGGGAACCCACUCGAUUUGAGCACGUCAUUGACAGAGUAGGUGGAUUUGGGCGUCGACAAUUUGCAAUCUUUAUGCUGAUUAACUUUGGAGAUUUUAUCACGUCAACAACGAUCAUGGGACCCGUGUUCUUCGGAGCGACGCCACGAUGGACGUGUCCUGCAUCAAAUUGGACAAAUGAAACCACGCAUGUCCUACUUCCAGAUUCCAGCACACAAUCGUUAAUUAUGUAUUCCUUCAAUGAAACAGCUUUUGGUGACGCGAAGGAAAUGCUCCAGCACGACUCGUGCACAGAUAACAAUGAAGUGUGUUCUGGCUUACAGUACGUUUCAGACUUCACUUCUAUUGUGUCUGAGUGGGAUUUGAUAUGUGGUCAGAAGUUUGUUAGUUCUAUCAUCACAACGCUUCAGAUGGCAGGACUUCUCGUAGGAGCAUUUGUGAUCAGCCAACUCGCAGAUUCCUUUGGUCGCAAACCUGUUUGGUAUGCAGCUGUCACACUGAGUGGGAUUAUUAGCUUCUCUAGCACAUUCUCUCCGGGUUGGCAGGUGUUUGGAGCCAUGAGGUUCUUCACUGCUAUGUGCAGCGGCGGAUUGAUUAUUGUGAACUUCGUAUGGGCUUUGGAGUUUUGUGGAACAAAAUGGCGUACAUUAAAUGGCGCCAUUGGUCUCUGGGUUGUUGGGGUGCUGCUCCUUACCCUGUUAGCCUAUACCAUCAGGGACUGGAAAAUUAUCAUGUACAUCACGUCACUUACUCCUUCUUUGAUCUCGUGGUCGUUCUUUAGGUUCCUGCCUGAAAGUCCACGAUGGCUAGCAAUGAAGGGCCGACUUGAAGAAGCUAAAUGCAUACUUGACGCAAUCGCAAAGAAUAACAAGAAGGAGCCAGUGGAAAUGUCACAAAUACAGAAAGCGGUCGAGGAAGAGAAGCAACAAGCCGCCGAGGAGAGGCAAUAUAGUUUUUGGGAUUUGUUUCGAACACCACAGCUGAGUCGUUAUAACGUGGUUCUAAUGUUCAUUUGGUUUGUGCAGUCUUCCACAUAUUACGGACUGUCUUUGAACGUAAACAAUAUGCCUGGCAACGUUUAUACCAACACAGCGCUGCUUGCGGUGGUGGAUCUACCGGUAGCACUUUCAACACUCUAUUUAAAUAAUAGGGUAGGGCGACGUAUUACCUACUUUGGUUUUAUGCUCGUGGGAGGAUGUGCUAUUUUUUCUGUGAUGUUCAUCGCAAUUUCAGGCCAAAAAGAAAGCCUGAGCACGCUGGUCACAGUACUGGCUUUGGUAGGCAAGGCGGGGGUGGCGGCAUCGUGGAUCGCUAGUUCGCUUUAUGCAGCAGAACUCGCACCCACCGUGAUAAGGAACAUAGCAUUCGGUACGGUAUCGAUAGCCGGGCGAAUAGGUGGAAUCGUAGCUCCACAGUUUCAAUUACUGAAUUCGAUUUCUAUGGAGCUGCCGUACAUUGUAUUUGGUGGUUUGUGCCUGGCGAUGGCCUUCCUUGGCCUGCUCACUCUACCAGAAACAAGGAAUAGACCUCUGCCGGACGCGUUACCGGAAUGGUCAUGUUGCGGAAGAGGGGAAGGGCACGUGGAGCUGGCACAAAUUGGAGAAGCCACAAAAGAUGGCGAUCAAUUAAAUUUGCAGAUAUCGUAAUGCUGAUGUGAGGACAAGAAAUA
Lingula anatina is the source of this 1803-nucleotide messenger RNA. RefSeq names its product organic cation transporter protein. Gene Ontology annotation, molecular function: transmembrane transporter activity. NCBI's taxonomy places the organism in Eukaryota, Metazoa, Brachiopoda, Lingulata, Lingulida, Lingulidae. Gene Ontology annotation, biological process: transmembrane transport. The record is from RefSeq and is a predicted model, not a curated record. Gene Ontology annotation, cellular component: membrane.